AUGGUAGAUGAGCUUCUUGGAGUGCUAUGGGCUUAUCGCACCACCAAGCGGAGAUCAUCUGGCGAAACCUCGUUUUCCCUCGCCUAUGGAACUGAAGCAAUCAUUCUUCCUCACGUCACUGUCCUCUCCAUAGGCAAUGAAGUGGGUUGUAUUGAGCAAAACUCCGAGCAGAUGAGGCUCAGCCUUGACUUACUUAAAGGUGAGUGCAAGAAGGCCAUUGUCCAAGUCGUCUCUUAUCAACAGCGGUUGAAGUCUUAUUACGACGAAAGAGCCAAGAUUAGACUGUUUCAACUAGGUGACCUUGUGCUAAGAAAGACCUUCAUCACUGCACAAAGACAAGGGUCUAAAAAGAUGAAACCCAAUUGGAAAGGCCCUUAUGUGAUCAGCCAGUUCGGGGGCAGAGGAAGCUAUAUAUUUGACACCAUGAAAGGGAAGGAGAUUCCAUGA
Prunus armeniaca (apricot) is the source of this 447-nucleotide messenger RNA. The record is from the annotation of a GenBank genome assembly. Lineage: Eukaryota; Viridiplantae; Streptophyta; Magnoliopsida; Rosales; Rosaceae.